CCUGCAGUCAUUUAACUUCGUUAAGUCGAAUUUGGUCUAGUAUAAAUUAAUUACAUGGAAUUUAACAUUAUAAUGGCUAAGUCACUAACCAUAAUCUUUGUGAGCUUUAUUUUUUCAACGAGCAUUUCAUUCGGUAAAGAUGCGUGCGAUAACUACGAAGAUAAGGAUUGCGUUCAUCCAAAUAUACUUAAAAAUGGCCACUUCAUUAACCAAUGGACAGUUAAUUUGCCCGGAAUGACCAAGGAUGAAGCUAGAAAACUGUUGGAAGAUAAUGGUUUUGAUUAUUUAGGAAAGAUAAUGGACGGGGUCGAUUUGYAUCUUGUAACAAAAAAAGGUACACACGAAAAACAUGCCUUGCCUAAUGAAAGAAUAAUAGAAUUACUUAAGAAACACGAAAAAGUGCAUUCGGUCGCACAAAAGCACGUGCUUGAAAACUCACAGGAUGAGGUGAUAAACAUAAUCAAUGAGGAUAACAUUAAAUUCGAGUUCUUGGAUCCCAACACGAUCGUCCUGAAUGACGGAAAGGACAACUUGGAAAGAAUAACUGCCUUCGAGGCUGCUGAAGCCACGAAUGCUGAAGCCACGAAUACUGAAGCCACGAAUGCUGAAGCCACGAAUACUGAAGCCGCGAAUGCUGCAGCAUCGCCAGAUUAUACUGAAAAUACAAAAACAAAUGUUAGAACUGUAGUUGAUGGCGGUGACCACGGUAAUCCCAAAAAGAAACACGACGAUGUGUCUAGUUCAAAUUAUGGAACUCCAUCCGGGUCGUCGGAUUACGACGAUUCACCGGAAUUAGAUUUGUCAAACGAGACAUUUUCGGCAGCGGAUCCGUCAAACAACGAAUCAUCAGAUAAGGAGACAUCGGAUGAGGAGGUCUUGGAUGAAACGGAAACAAGACACGAUGAAUAAGAAUCUGCAAGACUUUCAAUCUGCCGUAUAGAUCUUGAUGCAAAAAUGCGAAAUCGAKUGUAGAAAUUAUAAUUUAUUAAAAAUCUUAUAAUUUUGGCUACUGCCCACAUC
Molecule: messenger RNA, 1020 nt
Organism: Diuraphis noxia (Russian wheat aphid)
Lineage: Eukaryota; Metazoa; Arthropoda; Insecta; Hemiptera; Aphididae
Source: RefSeq, a predicted model, not a curated record